Molecule: messenger RNA, 409 nt
Organism: Tetranychus urticae (two-spotted spider mite)
Lineage: Eukaryota; Metazoa; Arthropoda; Arachnida; Trombidiformes; Tetranychidae
Product: histone H2B
Cellular component (GO): nucleosome
Molecular function (GO): DNA binding; structural constituent of chromatin; protein heterodimerization activity
Source: RefSeq, a predicted model, not a curated record
CAAUCAAUUUAUAAUUAUGCCUCCUCAACCAUCAGGUAAAGCUGUUAAGAAAGCCGGUAAGGCCCAAAAAGCUGUACGAGCUACCGACAAGAAAAAGAAGAAGAAGCGACGAAAGGAAUCCUUCUCCAUCUACAUCUACAAAGUGUUGAAGCAAGUUCAUCCAGAUACUGGUAUCUCAUCUAAAGCCAUGUCUAUCAUGAACUCCUUUGUGAAUGACAUUUUUGAGCGAAUUGCCGCUGAAGCCUCAAGAUUGGCUCACUACAACAAGCGAUCUACCAUCACUUCUAGGGAGAUUCAAACUGCUGUCCGACUUCUCCUUCCUGGUGAAUUGGCUAAGCACGCUGUGUCUGAAGGAACUAAAGCAGUUACCAAAAACACUUCAUCCAAAUAAAUAUUUCAUUCUUCCUGA